Cylas formicarius (sweet potato weevil) is the source of this 3605-nucleotide messenger RNA. Its product is annotated as lysozyme-like. Bases 273 to 704 code for a protein of 143 amino acids. The transcript is spliced from 4 exons. The record is from RefSeq and is a predicted model, not a curated record. NCBI's taxonomy places the organism in Eukaryota, Metazoa, Arthropoda, Insecta, Coleoptera, Brentidae.
UAGACCUAAACGGUUUGUACUGCGGAUUUUUUUCAAACAGAAAAAUAUGUGGUAGGAAAUAUAAUUUUGUUUGCACAAGAAUAUAAUGGUAAAUUAGAAUGCAAAUUUAUGUGUUUAACAAUUGAUAAGCCGUUUUUAUGUAUCUCCCGAUUAAAUGCGGUUAAUAAUUCGAAUUCAUUAAUCGUGCAUCAAUUAAUUAAUUCGCUCGGUGAGUUCCGGCUCGUCGGCAGCGGUGCGUCCUUUUCCUAAAGUUCGAAUAUAAAACAAACAACAUGAGCAAAGUUUGGUUUUUCGUGGGAUUCGUGUUUGUGUCGGUUUACGUGCCCGAAUUCGAAUCAAAGGUAUUUACCAAAUGCGGUUUAACGAAAGAGUUGCUGCAAAAUAAAUUCGACAGGACUCUUGUGGGAAAUUGGGUUUGUCUCAUCGAAAGUGAGAGCGCAAAGAACACUUCCAAAGUUAUUGUCAAAGCUAAUGGAAGUAAAAGUUUAGGACUAUUCCAGAUCAACAGCAAAGACUGGUGCAAAUUUGGUUCAAAAGGAGGAAAAUGUAAUAUAAAAUGCGAAGAUUUAAUUGACGACGAUAUUUGCUUAGACUCAUUGUGUGCCAAACAGAUCUACAAGGAAAUGGGUUUUCGCUUUUGGGAAGGCUGGGUUAGAAACUGCUACGGGAGAAACAUACCAUUUCCCAAUUGCCCAAAUUUAUAAAAUAAAUAUAAAUUAUGUUGUCGCUCUUGUUUAUACCUAUAACCAUAUUUCUAUACCUACCUUAAUCACAUGCUAGUGUACUUAACUAAAGUUAGGUAUGUAAAGAACCGUGCUAAUGUUAUGCGAUACUAUGAUGCAAAUAAAGUAUUAUAAAUAAGUAAAGUAUGGCUUCUUUAAAUUGUAAAUCCUACAGAGGGAGAGACAGAGAAAGAGAGAAAGAGAGAGAGAGAGAGAGAGAGAGAGAGAGAGAGACAGAGCGAGAGAAACAGAUAAUAAAAAAUAAUUUUUUCAGUGCGGUUUUCUCAAAAAAUUAUUUGUCAAAUAUGGGCAUUUGAAGCACUUUCAAUUCGUAAUUACAAAAGUAAUAUAAAUUAAAAGGUGAAAAUAUAAAAACAUAGGUAUGCGCUGUCUGUCUAUGAUUAUUUUGACCACCCUGGAAUAAACAGAAUUCGGUAAUGGAUACUCACUUUACGUGAAGUUUCACGAAUCAGCUAUUGACGUAUAAAAACUUAAAAAGCUCAAAAGCAGACGAUUGUGGUAAAUGUCAUUUUGGGGGAAUUUUCGAUAUGAAAAUUGUUUUCUACUAUUGUUUUAUGAAAUAGACCGUUUCCCGGUAAAUUUAUUUCCAAAAUUUUCUUAAUCAUUAUCAUUCAUCAUCAUUAUCAAUGGAACGUUUUUAGGAAGUCGAUAAUAAAAAAGUUUUGAUGACCGUUCAACAUUUAAUUCCAAGCAGUUUGGAACCAUCAUGGAGGACUAGAAAUAUGAAGUGGGAAGGUGUGCAUGACAAUAAAUAUUUUGCGUGGUCAAUUUGAUGAUUACGAUGCACGUCAUAAAUCUUAAGAGGUGUCUACUGAAAAAAAAAACAUGUUUUAUUCAUUUUGGAUUUAAUAUUCGAAAGCCAAACAGUAGCAAAACUAACCAAAACUCGUAAAAACACAAGCUCUACGAAAAUUAUAAUUGUUUUUCAGAUGAUUUUAAAGUAAAAAUUAUUCGCUAAGGAUGUUUUAAGCAAGUUAGGUAUUAAAAUAUACUAUAUUAGAAGUUAUAAAACUACCUACGUAGACAUUUCAUUUGGUUUUAAAAAAAUAUUGGAAUAUUGGAAAACACAAUUUCUACCAAGGUCUUUAGACAAAUGGACAGGACUAAUUAAGAGAAAUUUAUUUUGGUUAUUAAAUACGUAGACAUAUAUUUCAAUAAUAUUUGUUUCAAAAAUUUAAAGAGUUAAUUUAUUAAGGACAUCAUCGGCGGCCGCUUGUUGGCCGAUAAGCAAUAUACGACAAUUUUAAAAACCAUUUAGCCGGUCUGGAUUCAGCAUAUAACUUAAGUUUCUUCAUUUGAAAAAUGGUGGUUAUGAUGAUGCGUUUAACAAUAUGGGUGGAAUGUAUUAAAUAUGAAUAAAAAUAAAUUUAAUAAACGCCAAUUUUGCGAGGAAUGCUUCCAUUACCCUAAACCGCAUAUUUUUGAACGAAAUAAAAGAUGACACUUAUGUGACAUCGGAAAUUAAUUUGUUUUUGUGAUUUUCCUAACAAAGGAAAUUAAAGGUGGUGACAUUGUAUGAUGGUUCUUGCAUUUUCUAUUAUGAUUUCUGAUUUGCAUAUUUUCUAAUAUUUAUCGUUUCAUAGCAGUGCAUAUUUUGUAUUUACACUAUACAGUGUAUUUGAAGUAUAUCUAUGGUAUUGUGACGGCAAUUAUUUAAAUAAUAAAUAAAACACAGGGAUAAACUUUUAAGGUGAUUUAAAAAUAUAAAGAUUAAAUGUCAUGUCAUUCCGGUAUAAUAAAGUCACAUUAGUAUACGAUCAGACCACAUUAUAUAUAAAUUAUCAAAUUAUCAAUUAUCUAAAUAAGUACGUUUUUAUUGAAAAUCUAAUCCCGUUCCACUGAUUAAGUAAUCAUAAAGAUUAAUUAAAAUGGGGUCUAUGUUAUUUUGUAUACAAGUUUUAAAAUGUGUGUAUACCGUAUUUUUCAGCCCUCAUCAUGUUAUGUUAUUAAUUAUAUAAUAUUUUAAUUAAGUUUAUUACACCGGGACUAACAUUUUCUGCUCUCGCAUUCGAUUUUAAUUGGUGCCGAUAAUGAGGUGGAAUAUACAACGAUAUAGAAGAAAACAUAAAACACAAUUCCCUAUCUGUUCAGCUAAACUAUCACAUUGAUUUCUAAUGGUAUCUGAGUUUAACAGUUCCAAAAAUGCCUUUUUUGUUCUUUGUUUUAUGCAUUAUUCGGUUGUGCUAGGUUGAGUUUUUUUGUCUAUUUUGCGGUGUUUAAAUUCUAUUUUACAAAUAUCUCAAUGCUGGCACUUCUAAUAACUAUAUUGGUUUAUCCAAAGAAUAAUCUGGUUUUGAUAAAGAUAAUAUUUUCCUUCUGAUCAGAUCUUUAUCACUAUUCUCCGGGAUUAAUAUCGAGAAUCACUACGUUAUUUUCUUUCAUUCAAUGAUUCACUGUUAACAAUAUCAUUUAUCGAGGAUAUUGGUGUUUUUACAAGUAUGCAAGUUUCUUUUAAAGCUUCUUGUUUCAUGAAUCCUCUGUUAAUUAAACACUAAUACACAUUUUUCACAACUGUUUCGCAUCUAAUGAUGCGAUUUCGAAGCGACAUAAAAAUUAGUGAUAUAUUCGGUAAAACGCUGCCACUGAUGUAAGCUGACACGUGGUCUACAUGAUUCGCCCUUAUCUUGUUCCUUGCCUAUGAAGAAAUUAUUGGUUUUUGGGUUUAUCCAGCAACAACAGGUAAGAAGGUCGUAAUUACUUUCUGGGGGUAAAGCGUGUUACAAACACUUACCUUAUUGUCACAUACAGUGUGUGAUCAGAAUGCGAAUUUGAAAAACCACGAUAUUGUUACUUAUCGGUGGCAUAAAUAAAAUAUCAAAAUUAUACAAAGCAUUAUAGCAAAGCAAUAAUAGACACUUUUUU